Messenger RNA from Trachymyrmex septentrionalis, 390 nucleotides. RefSeq lists its product as uncharacterized. The transcript has 3 exons. Lineage: Eukaryota; Metazoa; Arthropoda; Insecta; Hymenoptera; Formicidae. Bases 1 to 390 code for a protein of 129 amino acids. The record is from RefSeq and is a predicted model, not a curated record.
AUGAUAUUAUCCGCAAAGCAAAAAGGUUCAGUUGUAAAGGUGAAUGCUGUGUCAUGCAUUCGUAAAAAACGUACAUAUCCAAAAGACGACAGAAAUGUAAUAUUGGCAGGGAAUUGUUCAGUAGGUAGCAACGUCAACGCAGCCGAUAAAAAUGGUAUUAAAGAAACAAUUUUUAACAAGGUUAAAACACUAUACGCAGAAGUUUCUUACGGAGGUACUGGCGAGAAUGAAAUGGUUAUUAGCAUGGAUUGGAACAAUUCAUCUAUGACAGCAAAUCUGCCAUUGACAUCAACUUCUAAAAAUGGCGAAAACUCAGAAGCAGUUGUUGGGAUACCCUUACGCAGGAUCCCUCGUUGGUGGCAUUCAAAGUCCAGAUUUACAAUCGCCUAG